AUGAAUGCGCGCGGAUUUGAAGAUAGAGACAAGUACCGCAAGGAUAUGGGCAAGAGGGCCGUAGCCCUCGCCAUGCACGGAAAAUGGGAGCAGGCGGCGUCAGUUAACCGGACUAUCGUCCGGGAGUUCCCAGAUGAUCUUGAAGCCUACAACCGUUUGGGCAAGGCCCUCAGCGAAUUGGGGCGCAACCGUGAGGCCAAAGCUGCCUUUGAGACGGUGCUGCAGCGGUCGCGCAACAAUUCAAUUGCGAAAAAGAACCUUGCCAGGCUGAUGAAGCUCGCUGACGACGCCUCUCCGCGGGUCACCAAACGCGCGACCCGCAGCGUACACGCGUUCAUUGAAGAGAGCGGCAAGGCUGGUGUCACCACAUUGACUAAGCCGGCCCCGACCAACGUGUUGCUCGAGUUAACGCCCGGCGACCUCGUCCAACUUAGCGUGACAGGCAGAGCGUUGACUGUGACUGAUGAGUCAGGCGCAUAUAUAGGUCAGGUGGAGCCAAGGGUCGGCAGCAGAAUAGCGAGGCUGAUCAAGGGCGGCAACCGCUACGAGGCUACCGUAACCAGCGUCGGGGACCAGAGGCUGGACAUCAUCAUCCGCGAGACUUACAAGAGCCCGUCCCAGAUGGGGGUGGUCUCGUUCCCAUUGCGGGGCAGCGCCGUGUACGGUGGAUACCUGCCAAGCCAGGCCAUUGCGUACGACGCCGGAGACGACGAGAUGGAGAUCCCGGUUGCCGAGAAGGUCGCCGUCAAAGACUGGUCUAACGACGACACCGAGCCCGGCGACGACGAGGCGUUCAGCCCUGUCAUACACCGGAUCAUAAACUCGCCCGGCGAAGACAUGGACGAUGACUACUAG
Messenger RNA from Geodia barretti, 855 nucleotides. The record is from the annotation of a GenBank genome assembly. NCBI's taxonomy places the organism in Eukaryota, Metazoa, Porifera, Demospongiae, Tetractinellida, Geodiidae.